AUGCCUGCUGCACCAGCGUACAUCAUCUCUCGCGUUGCAGACCCGAUUUUCGGUGUUCUGAUCGGCCUCUCAGCGGCUGCUACCAGGAUCAAUCGUGAGGAGAAGGAUAAAGGUCGAACAACUCAACAGAUUCUUGAGGCUGCGCGACGACGAGUCGGGCUUUCUUCCAAGUCUUCUUGA
Messenger RNA from Fusarium poae, 180 nucleotides. RefSeq lists its product as uncharacterized. Gene Ontology annotation, biological process: protein secretion. The record is from RefSeq and is a predicted model, not a curated record. NCBI's taxonomy places the organism in Eukaryota, Fungi, Ascomycota, Sordariomycetes, Hypocreales, Nectriaceae. The transcript is spliced from 2 exons. The coding region runs from base 1 to 180 and encodes 59 amino acids.